Teleopsis dalmanni is the source of this 2613-nucleotide messenger RNA. It is a transcript of the gene wls, whose product is annotated as protein wntless. Gene Ontology annotation, cellular component: endomembrane system; organelle membrane. The record is from RefSeq and is a predicted model, not a curated record. The coding region runs from base 405 to 2090 and encodes 561 amino acids. The transcript is spliced from 3 exons. Gene Ontology annotation, molecular function: Wnt-protein binding. Lineage: Eukaryota; Metazoa; Arthropoda; Insecta; Diptera; Diopsidae. Gene Ontology annotation, biological process: Wnt protein secretion; Wnt signaling pathway; intracellular protein transport.
AAAUUUCGUGUUCCAAUUGUGUUUUGGACCUCCCAGCAUCGUUGCUAUCUUGGCGCAGGUACAAAAAACGUAACAUUAGCCAGCGGGAAUAUAAACAACAACACGCAUACUGUUGCAUUUCCCUUUCUUUCGCGUGCAGAAUGUAAAAUACAGACAAGGAGAUUUUUGUUAAUUUUUAAUUUUGUUGUUUGUGAUGUUUUUUUUUGUUGAGGACGCUUUGUUUAGAUUAAACAGAGUCGGCGCAUUUGAAGUCGGUAAAAAUAUACGUGCGGCGUUGGAAAUUAGUGGUGUUUUAACAUAAAACUAGAUAUAAACAAAAUACAUAUAAUUAAUAGAUAAAUCUAUAUUAUAAGUACGUGGCUAUAUAAAAAUAUUGAGUGAAGUAUUAAAUUUGCGCUGAAACAAUGUCGGGUACUAUUCUAGAGAAUCUGAGCGGACGCAAACUCUCCAUAUUGGUGUCGGUGUUAUUGUUGUGCCAAGUGUUGUGUUUUUUGUUGGGUGCUUUGUGGGCGCCAGUGCCAGCAGGUCAUCAAAAUGUAUUAGGAAUGGUAUGCAAGGAUGUACAAGGUCGACAGAACGACACCACUCUUUGGCUGUAUACACGUGGUGCAGGUAAAUGUGCUUCUGUUUCACAGGAAGAAAUCGAAAGUGACGACUUAAAGUUUGCAAAUCAAAUUGUGUAUAUUUUCCAAACGCCAUUGCCACGCGACGGCAAUGAGUUAGAUUUCUCACGUUGGCAACAAAAUCUUAUCGGCGUAUUGCAAGUAAAUAUUGCCUAUAGUUCGAAUGUAGAAUUGGAAGCGCCUCCGAAGGAACUUCAACUGACUGUUGAUGCACGCUUGGCUUAUAGAAAUAAAUAUGAUGCCCCCACGGAUUGGAAAUUAUACUCGCGUUCAGUAGAACAACGUUAUCUUGAUUGCACUAUAUUACAUAGAAGUCAACAGGAAACACUGUAUUCUUGCGAAAUGAUACCGCUUUUCGAAUUGGGUGCACUACAUCAUGAUUACUAUUUACUUAAUUUACGUUUUCCACUCGAUUCUGAUAUGAAAUUAAAUCUGAACGUUGGUCACAUGCACGACUUAACACUGACUGCCAUUUAUCAAAAUGGUGGCUUCACAAAGGUUUGGUUGUCGCUUAAAACGAUAUUAUUUCCCUUCGUUGUACUCAUCAUGAUUUGGUUCUGGCAACGUGUGCAUAUUUUGCAGCGUUCACCUGCUUUACUUGAAUAUAUGCUAAUAUAUCUUGGUAGCGCCUUAACGUUUUUAAAUCUACCUUUGGAGUAUUUAUCACUCUAUAUAGAGAUGCCCUAUAUGCUACUGUUAAGUGAUAUCCGUCAAGGUAUAUUCUAUGCAUUGCUACUUUCAUUUUGGCUUGUUUUUGCCGGGGAACAUAUGCUAAUACAGGAAUCUACGCAUAAAUCAACCAUACGUUCUCGCUACUGGAAACAUUUGUCCGCCGUUGUAGUUGGUUGCUUGUCAUUGUUUAUCUUUGAUAUCUGCGAGAGAGGCGUACAGCUUCGCAAUCCAUUUUACUCUAUUUGGGCUACACCAGUUGGGGCGAAAAUAGCUUUAAUGUUUAUUAUAUUAGCGGCUAUUUCGGCAGGUAUAUAUUUCCUUUUCUUAUGCUAUAUGGUAUGGAAGGUGUUUAAAAAUAUUGGAGUUAAACGCACUUCGCUGCCAUCCAUGUCAACUGCACGACGAUUGCAUUAUGAAGGUUUGAUUUAUCGUUUUAAAUUUUUAAUGUUAGCUACUUUACUUUGUGCUGCUUUAACUGUUGUUGGCUUUAUUAUGGGGCAAGUUGCAGAAGGCCAUUGGAAAUGGGACGAAGAUAUUGAUAUACAAUUAACUUCUGCUUUCCUGACCGGAGUUUACGGCAUGUGGAACAUAUAUAUAUUUGCUUUAUUAAUACUUUAUGCUCCAAGUCACAAACAUUGGCCAGCUUGUACCAACGAAGAAAACUCUCAGUCAAAUGAAAAUAUAGUAAUUGCGGCUGGUGGUGAAGAAAUAGAAUUUAGUCAUUUGCCAUCUGAUUCCAAUCCUAGUGAAAUAUCAUCUCUAACCUCUUUUACCAGGAAAGCAGCAUUCGACUAAAGAUAUUAUUUACUCUAAGAAAACAGUUAAUGACAGAGACUGAAAUGUAACGAAAAAGCAAAAUUUUCAUUUCUGGAAACGCACAUCUCUCAACUCCAUCUUAGUCCUUUAUUUAUGAAUAAAUAAAUAGUUAUUUUUCUGUUUUUAUUUUUUCAAUAAUAUGCUGAAAUAUCGCACAACAUUCAUCUUAAACCAGUAGGGUAUUAUUAAUAUAAUUAACUUUAAUUAUAUGUAAUUAUUUAAUUAAUUAAAAGUUAGGCCAAAUUUUUAAAAAAGUAAUUUUUGUUCAACCAAUAAUUGUAUACCAUUAAUGAUUAAAUUUUAAGCUAAAUUAGAAAGAAAAAAUUCGUAUCUAAUAUAGAAUAAUCUAUUAUGAAAUCCCAAAGUGUAAUUAUAAAGUAUACUUUAUAAUUUCGAUUAAUGUAGCCUACUUAAAUCUUUAUUUUUAUUGUAACAUUUAUGUCGUAUUUACGUAGCAUAACAUUUUUGAAUGUACUUUUAUAUUAUAUAAGCCUAAAAUUGA